UUGGAUGGAAGGAUGUAUCAUAUGGAGAGAGAAGCUUUCUCAGUCCUUCCCUCUCACUCUGCGGGGUCCCGACUUCCCCAUCUAAGGCCCCUCUCAAGUACCAACCAGGACUAAACUCCUGUUGCAAGGAGGAGGAACCAGCUGAGACAGUGCAGAGGGGUCAAGCAGACAAAUUUGGCCUCAAGGAUUAUAAAGAAAGCCUCAAGGCAGUGGAUGGUUCUUCUGAGCUCCACUGGCUCACAGACCUGUUACCGCUGUGUUCAGAGUGCCAGGCAUUCAUGGGCAUGGGCAACCACCAGGGCACUAAGACUAAGCCGAACCUGCAGAGUUAUCUGGAUAGGCAGGACAUUUCACGGAGAUCCCCCAAAGCUCAGAUCCCUAGGAAGAGAAGGAAACGAAUGGAGGGUCUAGGCUGCACCAGCACCCUUCAGCACACUCUCAAGCAAAUGCCAGGGGGUCAGCGGGCAGCACCUUGGGGAAGGGAACUGAAGAAGCUUUUGAUAUUGAGCACUCCUACUUUUGAGGAAACCCAAGAGUGGGACAUAGAGGAACAGAAGUUGGCCAUCUGCACUCCCACUGCCAGGAGAAAAAGAGCCGUAGGAACAGAGAUAGAGGAGAAAGGUACUUCAGUGUUGGAAGAGAUGGAGAGGAGUCUACAAGACCAAACCCUAGUAUGGGGAGAGAAGCUGCCAGACCCCUCUUCUACACUUUCUUUGAGAUAUUCUGGCCAGACACGCCUUUGUUCCCCUGGAGAAGUUUUGUCUCUAAAUGAACAACUUACUCCUGAUGAUUCUGAUACAGACCUCUCAGAGUAUGACAAUGACAUGUGCACAACAUGCAUCUCUACGGAUAGCCAACAAAGGGGCCAAAAUAGCACCAGUCAUUCUCCAGACAGGGUGAUCGCCCAGGCCCUUUGCACUGCCUGGGUGGCCAACCAAGCAGAUGAGAAGCAGAUGGCAGAGGUUGUGGAAGAUAAGCCUUCCGAGCAGCAGUCUGAGGAGCUGGGGAAAAGGGACGCAGUCUGGCGAGUAAUGGGGAAGAUUGAGGAGGUGGAGGGGAUCAUACGUCGGGUGAGUCUCAGCAACACAGACUGGAUCAGAAACACGACAGAGAGGAGAGAUGAGCUCCAAGUUACCUCAGGUGAAUGUGCGGAUGAGGAGGCCACAUCAGAGACUACACAGCAUCUCCAGAUCAUGCAACAUAGAUGCCAGCCUGAAUUCCGUGGUCAUCCACAAAUGCAGACCCAGGACAUGGGCUCCAACCAAAGGAAGCCUCUCCCUGCUGAAGAGCUUCGUGCCCUGGGUGAGGCUCUGAACCAGAGUCUGCGCCAAGCCCUGAGAAUGGAGGGCUUAGUGAAUGGCAAUGACUGGGAAUUAGUGAAAGCAGUGAGUGACGACUUUGCAGAUGCUUACAAGAUGUGCGGCUUUAGCGAUGGACAGAACCCCUCAGAAUCACCAGGGAGGUCUCUGAAUCUAUCAUCUGAUCCUUUUGAUUUGACGGCUGACUUCUCAGUGGCGCCAAGCGAUCUGUCAGCACCCUGUCUUUCCACUCGUGCGGAAAUUACCUGUACCCCUUCACCCUCUCUCUCUGCAAUUCUGGAUGUGUCUCCAAGAACAUCUGGCAGUUUUGAGGACAGAUCUCCUUUCCUGUCCCAUAUGUCUUCCUCCUGUCUGUCCAAUCCUGGGCCCAGCCAUCACUCUCUGCCUCUGACCCUGACUGAUGAGGCUCUCCAGAGACAGGAGGAGAUCUGGCAGCAGGAGGUGGAGGAGUCCCUCCUCUUCUGCAGGUCUCUUUCCAGUCCAUCCAGACCGAGACACGUCGACUUCUUGCGCAUCACAGCCCCCGAAGAUGACAUCACCGGUGAGGCACCCACGCCCAUCUUCCCUGAGCUUCUGACAGAGGCAUCCUCUCCUGUAGAGGGAGAGGAGCGAACCCCUGGCCGUCUACAAGCCAUCUGGCCACCAGUGAAGGAGGAAAAGCUUGGACUGAAGUAUACAGAAGCAGAGCACCAGGCUGCUCUUCUGCAGCUGAAGAGAGAAUGCAAGGAAGAAUUGGAAAAGUUACAGGAGGACUAUGACCGGGAGCUGUCUAGACUGAGGGUGGAAAAUGAGGAGAAUGUUGCCCGGCUUGAGUUCACCUUGGCCCAGCUACAGAGCGAGCUCUCCCGUGGUGGGCCUCGUCAACGUGGGGACGUCAAAGACAUUGCAGUGUCUACGGGAGAUGACAUUUUACAUAAAUCCUUCCGCAAUGUCUGCAUCCAGACAGACCGGGACACCUUCAUCAAGGCUCCUGAGGAUGGGGAUGGAGCUGUGCGAACCAGCCCUCAGCAACACAAGGUGGAUCCUAAAAAGCUCGACCUGGGCUUCAUCAACCUGACCCUCUCUGGACAGAGGGAAGAUGCACUUCUCACUUCUUCAUCAUCUGUACCUCCACCUCAUCCUCUGUCACCUGUGUCACAACCACUACCAGCUGCUUCCCAGACCCUGAUACCAGCUGACACCACCGCGCUGCCUCCUCCUCCACCACUUCCACCAUGCGUUACAUCAGCCAUAAACCUAAUGCAGGUGUCACAUGGCCCUCCACCACCUCCUCCACCACCACCACCACCACUGCCCCCUCCAUCUACACCAGGCUUAGCUCCCCCACCACCUCCUCCUCCAAUGUUCGGUCUCGAGGUGGAUAAAGCUCCCAGGAAACCAGCUGUAGUGCCUUCCCAACCCAUGAAGCCCCUCUACUGGAAUAGGAUCCAGAUUCAGGAAAAUAAUAACAACACACUGUGGAACUCUUUAGAGGAACCAGAUAUAAUCAACACCAGCGAGUUUGAAGAUCUUUUUGCCAAGACCACCAUGCAGACUAAAAGGAAACCGCUGUCAGAAGCCUUUGAGAAGAAAGCCAAAGUCAGGAAGAUUAUUAAGUUGCUGGAUGGUAAGCGCUCCCAGGCUGUGGGCAUCCUCAUCUCCAGCCUCCACCUGGAGAUGAAAGACAUACAACAAGCUGUGCUGAAUGUAGACAACUCCUUGGUGGACAUGGAGACCAUUGAAGCGCUGUAUGAAAAUAGAGGUCAGCCAGAGGAGCUGGACAGGAUCAAGAAACACUACGAGACGUCAGAGGAAGACCAAGUCAAACUGCUGGACAAACCUGAACAGUUCCUGUAUGAGCUUUCUCAGAUCCCAGACUUUGCAGGCAGAGCGCACUGCAUCAUCUUCCAGUCAGCUUUCAUCGACGGCAUAGCCUCCAUCCAACGCAAGCUCCAAAUAGUCUCUUCUGUCUGCAAGGUUCUGCUGGAGCAGGACAGUGUGAGGGAGGUGAUGGGACUGGUGCUGGCCUUGGGGAACCACAUGAACGGAGGCAGCAGGACCAGGGGCCAGGCUGAUGGCUUUGGCCUGGAGAUCCUCCCCAAACUGAAGGAUGUCAAGAGCAGGGACAAUCGCAUCAGCCUGGUGGACUACGUGGUGUCAUAUUACUUGCACAAUGUGGACGAGAAUGCUGGCACAGACAAGAGCAUGUUCCCACUUCCUGAACCUCAAGAUGUCUUCCUGGCAGCGCAGGCCAAGUUUGCGGACCUCAGCAAAGACCUGAGACAGCUCGGACGAGAUCUGACAGUGUGUGAGAAAGGCGUACAGAGAGUUUGCUCUGACUCACCUGAGGAACACCUCCAGCCUUUUAAGGACAAGAUGGAAGCUUUCGUUUUGAAUGCUUGGAAAGAACACGCCGAAACUUCCUAUCAGCUGAUGACUGUGCAAAAAAGUUUUCAGGAGCUGGUGCUGUACUUCGGUCUGAAGCCCAAGACAGGAGAGAAGGAGGUGGCCACCGGUUACUUCUUCAUGCUCUGGUUUGAGUUUUGCACUGACUUCAAAACCAGAUGGAAAAAGGAGAACAAGAACAUCUCCAAAGAGAGGUUGAAAGAGGCCCAGCUGUCAGUGAAGAGGAUCACAGGACAAAAGAAAGUGGAGACAAGAAAGAUCAACCCCAACAGCCUGAAAGAGAGACUGCGGCAGAAAGAAGCCAACAUGACUGCCACCUCAGAGACGCAGGAGGUGUGAAGGAGAGAGAGGAAGAAGUGAUGUGAGAGAGGAGGUGUUUGUUUUGACCUCUGAACCUGAUGCCAAGCUGUCCUGCUCUGCCAGACACAAGAUGGACCUCCCACUGUUUAACCAGAACAUUUUCAACAGAAGAAUAUUCCUCAUCGCUCAGAUACCCUGAAAUCUCAAGGGCAGAAUCUGAAUCACUGGCUAACUGACAAUUAGCCCUUUAUGUUAUACUUACCAUUACAAAUAUGUAUUUUGAUUUUAAAUAUUUUAUAUGGAAUAACUAUACUUCAGUGAUUCAUCUAGCUGUGCAUAGAUUCUUGUAUUGCACUUUCAAAAAAUAUUUUGACUUUAUCCUGAAAUGUUUAGCUUCCUUUUCUCAUACAAUAUUUUUCCAUAAAUUAAAUGACUGAUCAGAAAGAAUGUAUGAAUAU
Molecule: messenger RNA, 4462 nt
Organism: Myripristis murdjan (pinecone soldierfish)
Lineage: Eukaryota; Metazoa; Chordata; Actinopteri; Holocentriformes; Holocentridae
Product: formin-like
Exons: 19
Coding region: 279-4043 (1254 amino acids)
Biological process (GO): cortical actin cytoskeleton organization; actin nucleation
Cellular component (GO): cytoskeleton; cytoplasm; actin filament
Molecular function (GO): actin filament binding; microtubule binding
Source: RefSeq, a predicted model, not a curated record